Coregonus clupeaformis (lake whitefish) is the source of this 1132-nucleotide messenger RNA. RefSeq names its product hormone-sensitive lipase. The transcript has 6 exons. The coding region runs from base 71 to 1132 and encodes 353 amino acids. Gene Ontology annotation, molecular function: triacylglycerol lipase activity; sterol ester esterase activity. Gene Ontology annotation, cellular component: cytosol. NCBI's taxonomy places the organism in Eukaryota, Metazoa, Chordata, Actinopteri, Salmoniformes, Salmonidae. The record is from RefSeq and is a predicted model, not a curated record. Gene Ontology annotation, biological process: cholesterol metabolic process; triglyceride catabolic process.
UUGUGGGUGUGGCUUUUUUACAGGUAUGACUAGAAGAUUUGAGAAGGGGGUGCGAAAUUAGUGGGCGAAGAUGGCGUCGGGAAAGAAGGGAGGCAACAGCAGCCUCGAAAAAGGUUUGAAUGGACGACGUUCGUCAAAAUAUAAAGAGGGACCAAUAGUGAUGGACACCAAGGCGGUGUUUGCUGCCCUGUACAGUGUGUGUGAGGAGAAUGCUAUGUUCUUCUCGGAGGGUGCUCAGGGGGGAGCGGCACAGCGGCUGGUGGACACUAUGACCCUGAUCCAGGAGCACGCCCGCAGCCUGGAACCUGUCAUCUAUGGGUUCGCUGCAAUCUACCACCACUUUGACUUUGACCCACAUAUACCAGCCAACGGAUACCGCUCUCUAGUCAAGGUGGUGCGCUGCUGCAUUCUCCACAUCAUCCACAAGGGGCGCUACAUCUCCACCAACCGACGCAGCAUCUUCUUUCGGACGGCCCACAAUGCAGGGGAGAUGGAGGCCUACUGCUCGGCCCUAUGCCAGCUGAGAGCCCUGCUCUACCUGGCCCAGCGACUGCUGCACGACAACAGCCACGGAAACCUCUUCUUCCACGAGGAGAGCGGCCUCAGCCAGAGCUUUGUCCGGGAGUACUCCUCCAUGCACAAGGGCUGCUUCUAUGGACGCUGCCUCGGAUUCCAGUUCACUCCAGCCAUCCGGCCCUGUCUGCAGACCAUAGCCAUCGGCCUGGUGGCCUUCGGAGAGAACUACAGACGCCACCAGUCAGGCAUUGGUGUAGCAGCCAGCUCCUUCUUUACCUCAGGGAAGUACGCCAUCGACCCGGAGCUAAGGGGGGCGGAGUUUGAACGCAUCACUCAGAACCUGGACGUCCACUUCUGGAAGGCCUUCUGGAACAUCACAGAGACAGAAGUUCUAUCUAGUCUAGCCAGUAUGACGUCCACCCAGGUGAAGGUGAACCGUGCCCUCUCAGUGCCCCCUGUGCCCUUUGACCUCCCGCUGGUGGCUGAUCCCCACCUCACUGUCACCAUAGAGGCCCCGUCGGCCCACACCGGCCCUGGCCCCGUGCAGAUGAGGCUGAUCUCCUACGAGCUGAGGGAGGGACAGGUAACUAAAGCCUUGUUCAUAUUGGCAGUUUGA